Oldenlandia corymbosa var. corymbosa is the source of this 2123-nucleotide messenger RNA. The record is from the annotation of a GenBank genome assembly. NCBI's taxonomy places the organism in Eukaryota, Viridiplantae, Streptophyta, Magnoliopsida, Gentianales, Rubiaceae.
AUCCACUUCCUAGUAUUACUCGCUUUCCGGUCAGAAAAUAUAUUUCAUACAGUCCAACCCGCAGGGAAGCUGCUACUUUCGAUUUUCAAAAUCUCAAUUGAAAUAACCCCUCUUUCUGAAAAGUCGCCAAAUUUUUUCCUUUCCACAGCUUAGUUCGUUGUCAGUUAGUCUGUUGGUUAUGGAAGGGGAAGAAUCAAUCCCUGACAGCAAACGUAGGAGAAUCGAAGAAACAGUGGUGAACAUCCUCAAAGAAUCCGACUUGGAAACUGCCACCGAGCAUUCCGUCCGAGCCGCCGCUUCCCAACUCCUCGGGUCCGACUUAUCUGACGGACCCGACAAAUGGGUGGUCAGAAGGGUCAUCGAAUCUUUUCUCCUCUCCACUGCUGCAGACAUGGUGGCAUUACUCCCACCAGCCUCCAGUGGUAUCAGUGAUGGCCGGGUCAUCUGUAAAUUAUCAGACAAGAGGAAUGUAGCAUUACAUGAUUAUAACGGGAAAGCCUUGGUCUCGAUACGUGAUUAUUAUGAGAAAGAUGGAAAGCAGUUGCCUUCUGGAAGAGGAAUUACUUUGACAGGUAGACAGUGGUCGUUAUUCAGAGACAACAUUGGCGCAAUAGAGAAGGCCAUCUCAAAUUUGGAUGCAAAGAUAAGGUCAUCAGCUGCUGUAGUAGAGAGGAAGCAGUCAGUCACGGAUGUCUUGGAUACUUCAUCGGGUAAUGACAUUGCUGCUACUCUAGGAACUGUAGCAUCAGAUCAAAGCAAGCAAAUUACGUUGCCAAAUGUAUUGGUUUCUGAGGCGGCGGCUGGAGGCAGAAAAGUUGUCCCCGAGUCUGUGAUAGCUCCAGAAGGAAGUCCAACACGUCCAGCAGAACCAUUUCCAGUCGAAUCUGUUGGUCCAGUGGAUUCUCAAGGAGACAGGUCCCAUAAUUGGACAGCUGAUAUUCCUCGUCAGAGCCUGACUCCCUUGAUGACUACCCGUCUAGAUGGGAAAAAUUACCAUUCUUGGGUGCAUCUGAUGGAAUUCUUCCUAAAUCAAGUUAAGGUUGCAUAUGUGCUUCGUCAUCCGUGUCCCAGCACUGAAAAAGCGAUGAGCUUUGAGGAGGCCAUACAAACCAAAGCUGCCAUACGGAAAUGGAAUGAUGAUGAGUACAUAUGCCGGCACUACAUCUUGAACUCCCUGUGUGACAAUCUGUUUGUUGAAUACUCAAAGAAGGGUCACAAUGCCAAAGACCUCUGGGAGGAACUGAAAUUGGUUUACUCAGAUGAGGAUUUUGGAACGGCGAGGUCUCAGAUCAGCAAAUAUGUUCAUUUUCAGAUGGUCGAUGGCAUUUCCGUGGUUGAGCAAAUACAAGAGCUGCAGAGGAUUCUAAACGCCAUCAUGUCUUCUGGAAUUUGGAUUGAUGAGAACUUUCAUGCCAGCGUCAUCAUCUCGAAGCUCCCGCCUUCAUGGAAGGACUACCGGGCAAAAUUGAUGGCUGAGGAUGAAGUUUUACCGUGCAACAUGCUGAUGCAUCGCCUGAAGCUCGAAGAAGAGUCGCGGAACCAGCGCAUGAAGGAUAAGCAUAGUUUGGGGGUGCGGAACAAUCAUCAAGUCCCAAAACCAAAGAACACUCCUAGUGGAGGAGUGGCGGCGAAGAAGAAGGUAGUAUGCUGCUAUACAUGUGGUAAGGAAGGCCAUAUAUCCAAAUACUGUCCAGAUAAAAUGAAGAACAAUGGGAUUGGUAGGAAGGAAAAUGAAAAUGGUGGGCAGGUUACUGAUGCUUCUACCAAGGAGGAACAAGCAAAAUAACAACCUCCUUUUAAUAGGUUGAUUGAUUUUCAUUGAGAGAUUAGAGUUAAAUUGUAGACAUCAUCUUGUACAAAGAAAAGGUGUUUUUUUUUUUUUUGGGAUUUGGGAUGUUGUUUGUGCUAAUUCCAUUUAGAGGGACUGACUGAAACAGCUAAAUCAGGUCAGAUAGUGGGGAAGACCGGAAGAGUCUUGACUCUUGAUUCCUAUAGUUCAUACUCAUAUAGCACUCGACAACCACUGUUGCAAGAACAAGUUUUCAUCUUUUGAUUUUUAUUUCCGUUCCCAAUUUUGAGGUGUGGUUUCUAACUUAUACACCUCAAGUAAUGUUGUGCCGAAU